GGACAGCACGACCACUUUCCACAUAACAACAUGACAACAUGACGCGAUCCGCCGCUCUUAUCGCUGUGUCGGUUCGCUUCUUGACAAUCUAAGCACAGCUGGUGGAGAAGCUCACGCCUGAACAGCUCUAUGCUUCAGAAUGGAAUAUCUACUGCAGGUGAAAAUAGGCGCUCUGGUCGGGCUACUGCUGCUCACUCUUCUCUUCGGAUCUAUCCCCGCCCGGGUCAAGUGGUUCAGACGCACGAACGGGACAGAAGCCCACCACACAGUUCUGAGUCUGAUCAGCUGUUUUGCCGGAGGGGUUUUCCUGGCAGCAUGUCUGCUCGACAUCAUUCCAGACUAUCUGUCAGACAUCCAUGCCGAGCUGGAUGCUCGGAAGGUGGAGACCAGCUUCCCUCUUCCAGAGUUCAUCAUGGCUGCCGGCUUCUUCACCGUCCUCCUCCUGGAGAAGAUUGUCCUGAACUGCCAGGAAAUGGGAGGGGCUCGGGAGGAGAGGGCACCGCUUAUACCGGACAACAGAAAUGGACACGGGCACGGCCACGGAACGAGCUCUGAUCUGGAAGGCAGCGGCCACCACGUCCAUGUUGACUUUCAGGCUCAUUCCCCCUUUCGUUCGUUCAUGCUCUUCCUCUCACUCUCGCUCCAUUCAGUGUUUGAGGGCCUCGCUAUCGGUCUGCAGAACACAGAUUCAAAGGUAUUAGAGAUCUGCAUCGCUAUACUUGUGCACAAGAGCAUCAUAGUGUUCAGCUUGUCUGUGAAACUGGUCCAGAGCGCAGUUCGUCCAUUGUGGGUGGCCACUUACAUCGGCGUGUUCGCCAUGAUGUCGCCUCUGGGCAUCGCCAUCGGCAUCAGCGUGAUGGAGGCCCAACUGCAAGCUGGAGCGCUGAUCCAGGCCAUCCUGGAGGGGAUGUCAGCAGGGACGUUUAUUUACAUCACAUUCAUGGAAAUUCUCCCACACGAGCUCAACUCCCCCGGGCAGCAGCUCCUCAAGGUGUUCUUUAUCCUGCUGGGCUUCAGCGUCAUGGCGGCUCUGACGUUUUUGGGAUGAGAUCUGUCAGGACGUGGCCUGGACUCCCUGUGCCAACUACUGCAGUGCCCGCAGGAUGUCGGUUGACGUAUGUACUGAAAGACGAUUUGUCCCUGUCAGAAAAGAAGAAGUAGGUUUACUGACGCACUGUUAAGUUCAACCUCUGAUGAUUUUAGUGUCAAGUGGAGCAGAUGUUGAUGUGUUAGUGCUUUGACGAAAAGUUUCCCAAUGGAGUAGUCGAGCAGAUUUGUGUAUAUACAUACAUUUUUUUUAGAUUUUAUGUAAAGAGGAACCACUUACUGCAAAAGGCUUGUUACACAGAGUCCCCUCAUUCUUCACUGGCCGUGGUUGGAAACAUGCUUCGGAGCAGCAAACAAAACCACCAUAGCUGACUUUUGACACUUUUGAAGAAACCACUGGAAACAUAGGGUCAUGUUGUAUGGUCAUGUAAUUCAUGAAUUAAUUCAGUCACGUCAGUAUAGAGGUACCUCAUUAUUUUUAUUAUGUUUACAUUUCAUUUGAAGCAAAUUCCAACUGGGAAUUUGACAGCGUCUUGUUUCCAAAGAGAGCUCCAUCUGUGCCUUUGCUUUUGUUCAGGUAUUUCAUGGUAUGUUCUUGGUGCUGGCUGGUUGUUAAUGAUGUUUCCACUGACAAAGGUUGAUUGGGUAAAUACCUAUAUUUUAGUGUAAUACUUUUAGGUGUAAUUUCCAGUAUUAGGCUUUUAUGCUUUUUAAAUAAUUGACAUUUCCCACAUUUGUCUAGUAAAUUAAUGUAAAUGCAAACUGACUCCCUGAUUCCUUGAGGUGUAGGCAAGAAGAAAAGAGUCAAAAACACGAGUGGCAAUGAUGAGAAAACGAUGUGGGAUAUCUUUUUAUUCUUUCUGCACUUUUCCAAUAAAGAAUCAGUGAUCAUCUCCACAAAUGUGCUAGAGACUUUUGCCGCCCACUAUUUAAGCCGAGCACUAUUAUCUACAUUAUGCUGAACUUUGUCCUGGUUGAGUCUGUUCUGUUUUGCCACUUUGUCCACUCUCACUACAGCAGAAUAUCUGUCUGUCGUAAAUAAAGACAGAAUGCUGCCUUCCCAAAAACACCUUCUUAAUGCAAAUUGCAUUAGUUCUCUUUUUUGAAACAGAAGCCUUAAAUUUAAGGAUAUAAACUGUAAACGUAUGCUUUAUUGUAUAUUACUAGUGCACGCAACUGUACAACACAGUACGCACAGGAAUCUGUGCGUGGGCCCAAACUGUAUUUUUCAUGGGUCAUACAAAUACUAAAAGUUUAAUGAUAAUUAAGCAUAUGUGCGCCGAAUCCACAAAAACUCAACCAGUGUGUAAGUGGAUGUAAAUAACUGCAGUUGUUCCCUGUUUCUCUUUAGUCACAAAUCCGGUUUCAGUCUGUCAUGUGAUGGUCUGGUUGACUCAUCAGCAGAACCAAUAUCAGGAUGUGGGAUUGUGUGAGGCUUUUGUUGUUAAAAACUUGAGAUUUGCUAAAUCUGAUCUGAAUUGUUUUUUUCACUGAAGGAACUCUGACAAAGACUGAUGGAACAAUUUACACAGAAAAAAAGAACUGCUAUCACGAACACUACCAACAUGUAGAAGUACAAAAAUGUUUGACUGUCAUUUUGUAAGUUGACCAACGCUUGUUUGUGCCUUAUGAUCAUUUACCUCUAUCUGUUGUCUGUAAACUUGAUGAGAGUAAAGAUAACAGAGACA
This is a messenger RNA of Scophthalmus maximus (turbot), 2735 nucleotides long. It is a transcript of the gene slc39a1, whose product is annotated as solute carrier family 39 member 1. The coding region runs from base 140 to 1048 and encodes 302 amino acids. The record is from RefSeq and is a predicted model, not a curated record. Gene Ontology annotation, biological process: zinc ion transmembrane transport. Lineage: Eukaryota; Metazoa; Chordata; Actinopteri; Pleuronectiformes; Scophthalmidae. Gene Ontology annotation, cellular component: plasma membrane. Gene Ontology annotation, molecular function: zinc ion transmembrane transporter activity. The transcript has 4 exons.